AUUAGUUGUGCUGGGCUGUUCUCCCUCGGCUGCUCGGCAGUCGGCACUAUACCUGCUAACUUUACAGGCUAAGUCUUUGUGGUCCGGUUGUCCGGCACUGGCCGUGCCCAUAGUAGAUCAAGAUGUUAAAGCUACCAUUUCGUGCGACAUUAUUAAACUGGGCUAUCUGCAGUAAAAAUUUGCCUCAGACUUCCUUGUUCCACUGUUUAACCGAAUCAUUAUCAUGGAAAUCAUCAAACAUAAAAAUAUCUUCUGAAAAAUUUACUGGUUCUCCACUUCUGUCUUGUCAGCCUUCUGGCCUGCAAGUGACAGUGCCUCAACUACAAUUGACUCGCUCAAUAAUUAAGUAUGAUUUGGAAACUGGAGAACGACAUUCUCACCCUGGAAUCUACAAGCGAUUCACCAAAUUACACUGGGGGGCAUGGAUACGACCUGAGAUAGGCCAGAACAAGAAGCUCUGGGCCAAGCUCAGUAAGAAGAAGCAUCAUUGCCAGCAGUUCUACUUUGUUCCCCAUGAAAAGGGUCAAAUAUUUGAUAAAAUGGUCACUACGUACUACCGCAUGAGACGCUACUAUCCAGACGACCCUCUGAGACCAUACCACGAGCGGGACAAUUUCAUAGGCUCCCGCAGACGAGCUGGUCCCGCUCACGACAGCCUGCCGCCGCCACGCCUCACCAAAGCCGACUUCGAGCAGCGCUGGUACGACGCGCAUAACCUGCCAAAGGAGACACCCUACAAACGACCAAUGCAUAAGAAGGUUGUGCCUAAGUCCCUUUUAGAGUGAGCGCUUUUAUUCAACCCUUCUAUUAAUGUAUAAACUAAUUUUUUUAACAGUACGUACCUGUACCUGCGUAAUCCUUGAAAUCUCCUAAGUUGGGUAGAAAUGCACAAGAAAUCCCCGUCUCAAACUCUACAGUUUGAGCUAAACAUGUUUAUCCUCGAGCACCGUUUAUAAUGCAAAGUAUACAGCUGUCAAAUUCAUGCUCUAUUUAGCUUGUGCUAUAGUCCUUAUCGUAGAUGGGAUCCCGUGCUACUUAUGAUGGCUCUACACAGUGCUUAUAAGAGCAUCAUCGAUCAGAGCAAAUCCUGUUUGUGAUGUGCUUUCUGUAUCAUGAGUACUUGCCAGCGUGGUUCAUUAUUUCCGAAUAUGCGCAGUAUAGAUCUUUUUGAAUUCAUUAAAAUGCUACGAUUCAUUCAAGAUUUUCUCUUCUAAUUUUGCCGAGAAUUGGGGCGCCACCAUCUUGUAAGCUUGAAUGUUAGUUAGUUUGUUAAUCUUGCACCUGUGAACAGAAGUUCCGUGCUGUACCGUGCCCGACGACAUCGGGCGUUCGGAUCGAAACACGGAAUAAAUUGCCAUUAACUUUCAUGCUCAACAACAAGUUUUUCGCAAUACAAUUGAUUUUCUUGUA
This is a messenger RNA of Hyalella azteca, 1410 nucleotides long. RefSeq lists its product as uncharacterized. The coding region runs from base 123 to 785 and encodes 220 amino acids. Gene Ontology annotation, cellular component: mitochondrion. The record is from RefSeq and is a predicted model, not a curated record. The transcript has 4 exons. Lineage: Eukaryota; Metazoa; Arthropoda; Malacostraca; Amphipoda; Hyalellidae.